GCAAGGAUCCCUUUGCUAAUAAUAGCAAUUUAAUUUAGCAAGCCGGUCACUGUGUGAGGGGCAUAAUUUCCCCUGUGGGUCUACCAUUCAUGCUCCACUAACUAAGCCCUUCGUGAUUAUGAGCAAGAAACUAUUGCGCCUCUGAUAAGAGAGGUGGGUGAAGCUCAAGGUGGUGACAACUUCCCUUGCCCAAAGCGCUGUAUAAUGGAGGCCCGAAACAGCGCAGAUACUACCUCUUCUAAAGAGAAACAUGGCGUAUUUUCCUAUAGCAUAAACGGCAUAUUAGGCCUUAAAAGCGGUUCUGACUCGAUGAAAGAUCAAGACGGUGAGAACGCGGGGGAAGUGAUAAAGAAAGAAGCAGAAAGCAACGCUAUCGAGACUGUCUCCGCAGAACAAGUUCCGGUAGAGGGAGAUGAAGAAACUGAAGAGGUGAACUCGUCGUCCGAGGACGCUUCAGCUUCAGCGAAGAAAAAGAAGACUCGCUACCGCACAACAUUUAGUCAGUAUCAGCUUGAAGAGCUUGAACGAGCAUUCGACAAAGCCCCUUAUCCGGAUGUAUUUGCACGGGAAGAAUUAGCCUCUAAACUUGGCUUGACAGAAGCAAGAAUUCAGGUCUGGUUCCAGAACAGAAGAGCAAAAUGGCGAAAACGUGAAAAGCUAUGUGCUUUUGGAGCAGUUCCCCCCGGACACGGCAUGGUUUACCCCUGGUUACACCAGGAGCCAUUCUCUCCCAACACAUCUUACCCUGUGACCUUCCCCACGGGUCUUGGACACGGCAAUACCCCACGCGACAUAUGCUCGUCCUUUUACCAAGCCACAACGCAUCCCAUGCAGUGUUUCCGUUCGCAAGUUCCGACUGUUAUGCGCCCCGGUUGUCCCGAUCCUCGCGAGUGCCCUUGCUCCUGCAGCGUGCUGUCUCCUACGGGAAGCCCGUGCUUUAUAACACCCCCCUACCGACUUGAGGAGUCCGGGCGAGGAUUUGAUGUCUUACCCGAACAUUCUGGUGGAAUGACGAGGGAAACUAACCGAGUCUCGAGUAUUGCUUCCCUUCGCCUUCGAGCCAAAGAACAUCAGAUGAAUAUUGUGCAGAUUCUCAGUAGAAAAUAAAAUGGGACUGAACCCAAUUUAAAAAUCAUUUCUAAGUAGUUUUAAACAAAAUUCAGAAGUAUAUACAUAAAAGGUUCAUGUGGCAGUGGCAAAGUGAAUGUACGGUUUUAAGCAACAAACUUAAGACUAUUAAUGGCUAUAACUUCGACACAUUUGGUUGUCUACCAGACUUAAAUGUAGUAAUAUUUCCGUACUUUUAAUUUGAGGAACAUAGCCUGCCAAUGGAUUCUCCAAACUGCAUCUUGAGUUUUUAAAAACAACGUUAAAACAAAUUUACAGCGGAAGUAACUGUAAAUAAAUAAUUAUACAAUUGAACAGUUUA
Messenger RNA from Pocillopora verrucosa, 1429 nucleotides. Its product is annotated as retinal homeobox protein Rx1. Gene Ontology annotation, molecular function: DNA-binding transcription factor activity, RNA polymerase II-specific; RNA polymerase II transcription regulatory region sequence-specific DNA binding. The record is from RefSeq and is a predicted model, not a curated record. Gene Ontology annotation, biological process: regulation of transcription by RNA polymerase II. NCBI's taxonomy places the organism in Eukaryota, Metazoa, Cnidaria, Anthozoa, Scleractinia, Pocilloporidae.